Molecule: messenger RNA, 297 nt
Organism: Juglans regia (Persian walnut)
Lineage: Eukaryota; Viridiplantae; Streptophyta; Magnoliopsida; Fagales; Juglandaceae
Product: nifU-like protein 2, chloroplastic
Exons: 1
Coding region: 1-297 (98 amino acids)
Biological process (GO): iron-sulfur cluster assembly
Cellular component (GO): mitochondrion; chloroplast stroma
Molecular function (GO): iron-sulfur cluster binding; iron ion binding
Source: RefSeq, a predicted model, not a curated record
AUGAAAAUGGGUAUUGAGUCCCGUUUGAUAGAAAAGAUCCUUGAAAUAAUUGCAAUGGAACCCAUAGCUGAUGAAGAAACUGGACUUGAGCUGAAUGAGGAAAAUAUUGAGAAGGUACUGCAAGAAAUAAGGCUGUAUCUUGGACCAGCUGGUGGGUCGCUUGAACUUGUGGCAAUCGAGGAGUCGAUAGUCAAAAUUUGUAUAACAGGACCACCAGGGGUGAGGACUGUUCGAGUGUCUAUUAUACAAAAACUGCGAGAGAAAAUUCCAUCCAUUGCAGCAGUUCAACUUCUAUAA